This is a messenger RNA of Sclerotinia trifoliorum, 1527 nucleotides long. The record is from the annotation of a GenBank genome assembly. NCBI's taxonomy places the organism in Eukaryota, Fungi, Ascomycota, Leotiomycetes, Helotiales, Sclerotiniaceae.
CAGUGUCUAACUAAAUUUGUCAUGUUACACAAGUCAAUAUCUCCAAUCACUUUAGCAAUUCCGAUCCAUUCGGCACUUGAACUUGACUAAUGGCAUAAGAUCCCCUGAGUUUCUACUUUUCAGUUGGACAAUGUAACUAACAUAGUCCCAAACGCAAAUCCAACAUCUGAGCGUUUCCUAUCAAAACUAUCGGCAACUAGACUUUUAGUUUCAAUUAGCUUACGAAACGGUGCGUAGUAGUUACGUUCUUAGAUUUUUCAAUCUUCUAUAUAAAGCCCCUUCCCCUUCCAAUCCUCUUCUGUUCUUCGUACGCAAAACAGAUCACUUUUAUAGCUAUCUGUAUCAUACUUUAGUUACAAAACUUUUUUUUCAAACUCACGAUUAUUUUCGACCCCUUUCCACCCUUCGACCAACCACAUCUCGAGAUGUGGUAUUUAGGCCUUAACAAGGCGGCUUCUUUUGCCUGGGCUUCGCUCAGGCAAACCCUUCAAAAACAGGCUAAGGAUCCCCCUUUCCAAUCUGACUUUUCUAUCCCAGUUGACACAGUUCGCAGCACUUCUGUACAUCCUCAACGGGUGUUCAUUGUUGACUCAGGUCAUCAAUGUUAUCUCAUCGAGGGUGGAACAUUCAGACAACCUUGGUUGCCUGGAUGUGGGUCGGCCAUUCUCCCUGUGGGAAUGCGCUCCCAAAAUGCCUUUGAUGGCAUGCGGCUCUGGGGGUUCGAAAGGACCUUGGACUAUUGGGGUGCGUCUUCGGACAAACCCAUGAAUCCAACUUUCCGAAAACCUCUUGGGGUUAGUACGAAAAAGGUCUCUUUCAAGGGGCUUCAUGGGAGAUGGUCCAUCCAUGAAGUUCGUCCGUUCCAAAAGACGUCGGGGGAUCAAGAAGAUUUGAGUCCAUCCUCACUUUUUCUCCCCCUUGAUGAGGCUGUAUUUAUACAGCCCUCAUCCGACAACACGUUAAAGUCGUCUAGUCUUAGGCGCUGUGGGAUCUGUGGGGAGUAUUACAACACCGCGAAUCCGGAAGCGUAUACUCCCGCGCCCAAUAUGGAGGGUUACGAAAUCCGCUCCGAACCGAGCUCUUGUAGCACGGAUGGGUGCGGACUAGUUCCUCUUGAGGGAUACACAGAUGAGGCUAUCGUCCUCUCGGGACCCAGAUCUUCUGGCCCGUUGAAUACGUUUUCGGACUUUCAACGGUGUUCUAUGAAGUUGAUGGGUGAUGAAACCGAGGGAUUGGGCAACCUUCCUGAGGCGGUAGUCGAACCCGUGACGGAAGCGGACAACUCGUCAGCCCAGGAACGUGACUUCAAGUUGGUCGGCUCGUCACCAAUCAUACCUUCUAUGAAUGGGGAAGGUUUGAAGUCAUUUUCCUGGGCGGAUGAUUCUGACGAGGAUUGGUAGAGUUCUUCUAUACAAUCAUUGUGGGCACGAGGGCUUUUUUUCUUUUGUUCUUUUCUUUUUUUCUUUUGUCCUUUUUUUUUCCUUUUGUUCUUUUUCUUUAAUUUUUCUAGAAAAGUCCCCGGACACC